This is a messenger RNA of Penicillium manginii, 780 nucleotides long. Its product is annotated as putative 26S proteasome non-ATPase regulatory subunit Nas2. Gene Ontology annotation, molecular function: protein binding. Bases 1 to 780 code for a protein of 259 amino acids. The record is from RefSeq and is a predicted model, not a curated record. Gene Ontology annotation, biological process: proteasome regulatory particle assembly. NCBI's taxonomy places the organism in Eukaryota, Fungi, Ascomycota, Eurotiomycetes, Eurotiales, Aspergillaceae. Gene Ontology annotation, cellular component: cytoplasm; nucleus. The transcript has 3 exons.
AUGGGCAUCCCCAUGGACGAGAACAUCCACGCCCCUACUGUCGCCUCCGGACCAACGUCCGGGGGCACUCCCUACGAUGCAUCUAAGCUAUCCAUGCCGAAGUUGAUGCAGGAGAAGGAACGGAUUGAGGAGGAGCUGAGUGCGCUGAGCAGCGUCCUCACCACCGUGAGAGCUACCAACCCCGCCUUUGACACUGUUGACCAACUGACACUUUUGGAUAUGAAGCAUGGUGUUAGCAUGAAAUCGUCCCUUACAACUUUCGAUGGAUACCCGCGCGACGACAUUGACAUCGCCCAAGUCCGAACGACCCGCGUCCGCAUGAUUCACCUACAAAACGACCACAAGGAAGUGAUGAAGUAUCUAGAGAAAGGUCUUCAUGCCCAUUUUGCCCAGUUACAAAAUGCGCAAGGUAUUGCGACCACGAAUGGAUCUAGUGUGCCGUCCGCUGCACCGGUGACAGUUGCGGCCACUCCGACCAGCAUUGCAGAUGCGGGCACGCUAGGGACACCCUUCGCCAAGGUCAAUAGCGUGGAACCGAACAGCCCAGCGGCCCAGGCAGGUCUCAAGGCUGGGGAUACUAUUCGAGGCUUUGGUGAUGCGAAUUGGUUGAAUCACGAGCGACUGUCCAAGGUUGCCGAGACCGUUCAGCAAAACGAAGGGCGUCCUGUGUUGGUCAAGGUGGUAAGGAAGAACGAGAGUGGAUCAGGAACAAGCUCAUUAGAUCUGCAACUUCCCCCCGGCGCAAUUGGGGAGGUCGAGGACUGUUGGGGUGCCAUCUAG